Molecule: messenger RNA, 1092 nt
Organism: Ipomoea triloba (trilobed morning glory)
Lineage: Eukaryota; Viridiplantae; Streptophyta; Magnoliopsida; Solanales; Convolvulaceae
Product: G-type lectin S-receptor-like serine/threonine-protein kinase At2g19130
Exons: 2
Coding region: 1-1092 (363 amino acids)
Biological process (GO): recognition of pollen
Source: RefSeq, a predicted model, not a curated record
AUGUAUUUUGUUGUCUUCUUAGGAUUGUGUCUCAUCAUCUUCAACUCUCCAAUCUCCCUUGGAGAAGACACCCUCUCUGCAACUCAAAAUCUGAGUCUCACAACCACCCUUGUCUCUUCUAAUGGAAGAUUCCAGAUGGGAUUCUUCACUCCCGACAAAUCCGCUAACUACUACGCAGGCAUUUGGUACGCUCAGAUUGAACCCCAAACCGUGAUUUGGGUGGCAAACAGGGAUACUCCUAUCCCAUCCGUGGAUAUGGACUCAACCUCCUUGAAAGUCCUGGACGGAAACCUGGUAUUAGUAAACAACGCCGCCGGGGAAUUCCUCUGGUCCACGAAUUCCACCCGCUCCAACAAUUCCGUCCGGGCCACUCUUCUGGACACCGGGAAUUUGGUCCUGUCCCAUGGCCCCUAUUCCAAUUCCACUCCACCCGUUUGGCAGAGCUUUGAUCACCCAUCCAACACGUUUAUGCCAAACGCCAAACUCGGAUACAAUAAGCACACGGGCGAAAAGCAAUCCCUCCGGUCUUGGAAGAGUGGUAUUGAUCCAUCCCCGGGGCUAUUCUCCCUGGAAAUGAACGAGGAGAUUGGGGAAUAUGUUUUGAAGUGGAACGGGACAGAGCAAUACUGGAGUAGUGGAUCCUGGAAUGGGACGCUAUUCAAUUCCAUUCCAGGCCUGAGGUCCAACACCAUAUAUAAUUUCACCUACGUCAACAACGAAAACGAGACUUACUACGCCUAUUACUUCUACAACUCUGCAGUCAUAUCAAGAUUCAUAAUCGAUAUCUCCGGCCAAAUCAGGCAUUACACCUGGCUGGAUAGCAGCAAAACGUGGAACAUCUUUUUCCGGCAACCGGAAAAGCAGUGCGAUGUUUAUGCUUAUUGCGGGCCGUUUGGUAUGUGCGUUGAGAACUCAUCUUCGUUCUGUGAUUGCUUGCCCGGAUUCCGGCAUAAAUCAGACGAAGAUUGGGGGUUGAAGGAUUUCUCCGGUGGGUGCGUGAGGAAAGCGGAGUUGCAGUGCGGUAAUGGGAGCAUUGCUGCUGACUCGCAGGACAGAAUGCGAAUCCGCAUGUCUAGGGAAUUGCUCCUGUAA